Hirsutella rhossiliensis is the source of this 1479-nucleotide messenger RNA. Its product is annotated as ATP-dependent DNA helicase PIF1. The transcript has 7 exons. The record is from RefSeq and is a predicted model, not a curated record. The coding region runs from base 1 to 1479 and encodes 492 amino acids. NCBI's taxonomy places the organism in Eukaryota, Fungi, Ascomycota, Sordariomycetes, Hypocreales, Ophiocordycipitaceae.
AUGAAGGAGAGGCUGUCUAACGAUCAGACGUGGUGUACGCCAAUACCGCACGACAGGAAGGUGUCGACGGUGCGGGAUUUUUAUCAGGCGUUCCACGAUGCGAGCACGUUGCCGAUACGGACCUGCAUGAUGUGCUACCGCAAGCGGCGGCCGCUCACCAUUUUCAUGCCGGAGCUGCUUUCCCGAAGGCGAGCCCGUGGACUCACGCUGGUCGAAGAGAAGCUCGUCUCGCUCAACUCCUGCUAUGGGCACGUCAAGGGCCACAUCACAGUGUUUCCCAACAACGUGCAGGAGCUGGCGACCAAGGUGCUCCCGCACCCCCUUUUGCAAGCACUGGACGAGAUCCACGUUUCGUGGCAGGGCGUGGAGAAGCCGGCACCGAGCGACCUGUCGAGUCUCUUGUCGGUGAGGCGGCGGGUCGUCGAGAGGGCUCUUGUUUGGCUGAAGAGGAGCAACCCCCACUACGCCGAGAUCGAGAUCGACGUGGCGGAGAUGGAGAGUUGGGGAGACCCGAUAGACGGGGUGCCGGCCUUGGUGUAUGAUCGCAUGGAGCGGAACGAGCCGUCCGCAUGGGAGAAAACGCGGACGGCGCACGUUGUGCCGCCCACGGAGCGCGCCAUGGACGACGAGGGGUCGGUGGAGAUCGAGGAACUCUUCGCUCUGCUCAACCAAAGGCAGGAAACGGGAGGCGAGGCUGAAGGGCACGGGCCCAACGAAGAAGGCGCGGGUCGUGAUGGAGUUGGUGCUAGCCCCGAUCAGAACGUUCGACCAAUCAACGAGCUGCGGUUUGCCUGUGACGCUGUUGGCGCAGGUGCCGACGACGGCCGCGCGGGCCCGAGAACGUGGGUCGGAUCCUCGGUGGGGGGGGGUCGAGGGCGUGGCGACGAUGGCAGUGAGCCAUACAUUCGAGUCUCGCGGGGGGAUGAGUUUGCCGACUCCUUUGAGACGUCCUUCUUCGCCAGAACGUUCCCGACCCUGUUCCCAUUUGGCGUUGGGGGACCAAGGGGCGGCAGCGGAGACAUCGUAUCCUCCCGAAGCUUGAACCUCCGGAUUUGGGCCGACAUCGUGCUCCGGCGCCAUGGUGGCCGGUUUGCGUUGCACCACAUAUUUGCAUUUCUCGUCUUCAACAUGGGGGUGCGGUCGAGGAACCGCCGCGUCAGCAUGCUGAGUGUGGCGAGGAAGGACUUCGGCAAGGUCGAGCGCGUUGCCCGCUCGAUGACCGCGCAAAGUCGAGAGGUUCGGCUCAAUAUGCGGCGGAAAAUCCAGUCGCUCAUCGUUGGCUACGGCGUUCCGGCCAUCUGGUUCACCAUCAACCCAAACGACAUUACGAACCCGGUGAAGCUGCGACUGGCGGCAUAUCGGACACGCGAUCCCGGCGCGGCCGAGGAGUUCCUAGAAGGCCUUGGGAGUGCGUACAAGCGGACAAGGCUGGCCAUGUCCGAUCCGAUGAGCGCCGCCGUAUUCUUCCACCGGAGAUGA